AUGCAGAGCUCAGCUAUUUCAUUCUCACCAUCUCUUUCACUCUCUACCCGUCCCCGCAAGCUUCCUGUUCAAGGGUUCAAACCCCUUUCUGUCCCGUCCCCGGUAAGCGGCCGUUUUAGAUAUGGUUCCGCCGUUUUUUCGCCGUCCGGAAAGAGGAGCCCGAUUAGCUGCUCCCUGAAGCAGAGCGGGUGGUUUCCCGGGAUUCCGGAGCCCGAAUCUGACCGGGUUGUGCCUCGGGCCUCGUCGGAGAGCGUGGGUCCGGAGGAGAGCCCGAAAUCGAAGGGCAUGAGGGAUACUUUGGUGCUCGGGACGCUUUUCGGGCUUUGGUACCUGUUUAAUAUCUACUUCAAUAUCUACAACAAGCAGGUUCUAAAAGCUUUUCACUACCCAAUGACUGUCACUCUUGUCCAAUUUGCUGUCGGUAGUGUGCUUGUGACUCUAAUGUGGACAUUAAACCUCUACAAACGUCCUAAAAUCAGUGGAGCACAGCUUGUUGCUAUUCUUCCAUUGGCAUUGGUGCAUACCUUAGGCAACCUCUUCACAAACAUGAGUCUUGGGAAAGUUGCUGUUUCGUUCACUCACACGAUUAAAGCUAUGGAGCCUUUCUUUUCAGUUGUUCUAUCUGCCAUGUUUCUCGGGGAGUUUCCUACACUAUGGGUAGUUUCUUCUCUUCUGCCAAUUGUUGGUGGAGUAGCUUUGGCAUCAAUGACUGAGGCCUCUUUCAAUUGGGCUGGUUUUUGGAGUGCCAUGGCAUCAAAUUUGACAAAUCAAUCACGAAAUGUCCUUAGCAAAAAGUUCAUGGUCAAGAAAGAGGAGUCACUAGACAACAUUACUCUCUUCUCGAUAAUUACUAUCAUGUCCUUCUUUCUGAUGGCCCCUACUGCCAUUUUCAUGGAAGGCAUCAAGUUUACACCCUCAUAUCUUCAGGCUGCUGGAGUGAAUGUCAACCAACUUUACACCAGAUCACUCCUAGCUGCCCUCUGUUUCCAUGCGUAUCAGCAGGUCUCUUACAUGAUAUUGCAGCGUGUAUCCCCUGUUACUCACUCUGUGGGCAACUGUGUUAAGCGGGUUGUGGCGAACAAUAUCCGUUUAAGACAUUGCUUCACGGGUUUUGCUGUAACAACUUGCGAAAUAGGAAACACCACAAAUAUCCAAUUCGAAAAGCUAUAG
Molecule: messenger RNA, 1170 nt
Organism: Striga hermonthica
Lineage: Eukaryota; Viridiplantae; Streptophyta; Magnoliopsida; Lamiales; Orobanchaceae
Source: the annotation of a GenBank genome assembly